Boeremia exigua is the source of this 4703-nucleotide messenger RNA. RefSeq names its product XRN 5'-3' exonuclease N-terminus-domain-containing protein. Gene Ontology annotation, biological process: nuclear-transcribed mRNA catabolic process; rRNA catabolic process. The record is from RefSeq and is a predicted model, not a curated record. Gene Ontology annotation, cellular component: nucleus. Gene Ontology annotation, molecular function: 5'-3' RNA exonuclease activity; RNA binding. Bases 224 to 4534 code for a protein of 1436 amino acids. NCBI's taxonomy places the organism in Eukaryota, Fungi, Ascomycota, Dothideomycetes, Pleosporales, Didymellaceae. The transcript has 2 exons.
UGUCAUGUCUUGGCGCUAACAUCAUAUGAAGCCGUCCACGAUGCGACCUCCUGCUCUUUGAAGACCCCAGCGUCGAGAACCAUCCCUCUUGUUUGCCUUUGCGCCCACAAGCGCUGCCUGCGCUUCUUCUUUUACCUUCACAAAUCCCACUCGCUUCGGCGACACUCAGCACCAGCACCUCGCCUCCACGUAUUGCUCAUAUCGUUAGAAAGUAGCAGUAAUCAUGGGUGUUCCCAAAUUCUUCAGAUGGAUGUCCGAGCGGUACCCGGGCAUCUCUCAGCUCAUUGCUGAGAACCGCAUCCCCGAGUUCGACUGUCUCUACCUCGACAUGAACGGCAUCAUCCACAACUGCACGCACAACGACUCCGACGGCCCGACAGUACGCAUGACCGAGGACAAGAUGUUCAUCGCCAUCUUCAACUACAUCGAGCAUCUGUUCGGCAAGAUCAAGCCCAAGCAGCUCUUCUUCAUGGCCAUCGAUGGUGUCGCCCCGCGCGCCAAGAUGAACCAGCAGCGUGCUCGUCGCUUUCGAACUGCUCUCGACGCUGAAAAGGCUCGAGACAAGGCUAUCAAGGAGGGUGUCGAGAUGCCCAAGGAGGCGCCUUUCGACAGCAACUGCAUCACCCCCGGUACCGAGUUCAUGGCGAAGCUCACCCAACAGCUGAAGUACUUCGUCAACAAGAAGGUCUCCGAGGAUCUGGACUGGCAGGGCGUGGAAGUCGUGCUGUCUGGCCAUGAGGUUCCCGGAGAGGGCGAGCACAAGAUCAUGGAGUACAUCCGCCAGGCGAAAGCCCAGCCGGAUUACGACCCCAACCGUCGUCACUGCUUGUACGGUCUCGACGCCGAUCUCAUCAUGCUGGGUCUGCUGAGCCAUGACCCUCAUUUCUGUCUCUUGCGCGAAGAGGUGACUUUUGGCCGCCAGAGCAAGGCCAAAUCCAAGGAGUUGGAGCAUCAAAACUUCUUCCUGAUGCAUCUCUGCAUUGUUCGAGAAUACUUGGGACUCGAGUUUCAAGAACUAGAUGAGCCUGGUGCUCUCGGCUUCCCAUUCGACAUGGAGCGUGUCAUUGACGAUUUCAUUCUUAUGGCUUUCUUUGUUGGUAACGAUUUCCUUCCUAAUCUUCCCCACUUGCAUAUCAACGAGGGCGCUUUGGCCCUCAUGUUCAACGUCUACAAGACCGUCCUUCCCAAGGCCAAGGGCUACAUCAACGAGGGGGGUGUAAUCAACAUGGAGCGAUUGGCGCUCCUGCUCGACGAGCUCUCCAACAUCGAGAACCGUCACUUCGAGUCCGAGAACGCAGAUGCAGCCUGGUUCAAGGGUAAGCGCCUGGGGCGUGAGGACAUCAUGCAGAAGACCGCGCGACGAGGCACGGUCGUCAUGUCCACCCAACAGAAGGAGCUGUUCAGCAAGGUGAAGAGCUGGGUUGGAAACCACCUACAGAAGGUCGAGCAACCGCCUCUCGAUCUUCCGGUAGAACUGAAGGCCGAAGACCGGAAGUUCGUCCAGGAGCUUGCGGACAAGCUCCAUCUGCCGUGGAAGUCGGUAACAGACGAUGAUGGUAACCGCCACCUGCAGAUCUCGGCCCCACCAAAGUUGGUCGAGAGCGACGAAGAAGACGAGGACGACGUCGCGAACGAAGAGUCCACUAAGGCUAUAGUACGAGUUGUGCAGAAGUACGACCAAGCUAAGAUCGUCGACAUCUCACCCGAGGAGGCGGAGUCAGCCAUGCAGGCCAAGUACGACGAGAAGUUUGAGGCCUGGAAGAACGAUUACUACAAGAGCAAGUUCGAGUGGGACCGCAGCAACGAAGAGGAGCUUCGCAAAUUGACCGAAAACUACGUACAGGGACUGCAAUGGGUCCUUUACUACUACUACCGUGGAGUCGCUUCUUGGCCAUGGUACUAUGGCUACCACUACUCGCCCAUGAUCUCCGACGUCAAGCGAGGUCUGAAGGCCGACAUCAACUUCAAGCUCGGCCAGCCAUUCAAGCCAUACCAGCAAUUGAUGGGUGUGUUGCCGGACCGCAGUAAAUCCAUCGUACCGGAGGCGUAUCAUCCCCUCAUGACCAGCGCGGAUUCUCCCAUCAUUGACUUCUACCCCCGCGAUUUCAAUCUUGACAUGAACGGAAAGAAGCAGGACUGGGAGGCUGUCGUCAAGAUUCCUUUCAUCGAGGAAGACAGACUGCUCAAGGCCAUGGCGACCAAGGAGCACCUGCUUACGCCUGACGAAGCGUCUCGCAACUCUUACGGCGUUUCGCUGAAGUUUACCUACGCCAAGAACGUUGACUUCGUUUACCCAUCCUCACUCCCGGGUAUCUUCCCGGACCUGCCAAACUGCAAGUGUAUCGAGAACAUCUACGAUCUUCCUACAAUGGAUGGGCUUGAGUACUACGUGGGCUUGAUGGACGGUGUCAAGCUGGGCGCAUCAGCUUUGGCCGGCUUCCCCAGUCUGAGGACCCUGCCGUUCCACGGUGCUCUUGAAUUUGCAGGCGUCAACGUCUUCUCGCAAGACAGCCGCAACGAGAGCAUGGUUGUCACCCUUGUUGACACCGAGCCAAGGACUUCUAUUGCUUACGCUCAGAAGAUGCUCGGUAAGGCGGUCCACGUUGGCUACCCGUUCCUGCACGAGGCGAAGGUAGUCAAGGUAUCCGACGAGCUUUUCGACUACUUUCCAUCCCAGGAUGGCGUUUCUGCUCCCAUGGCGCUUGAGCAUGGGCCGACGGAGAUCUCCAACUGGAAGAAGAUGGCGAACCGAAUCCAGGAUGCCUACGGCAAACGUCUUGGUAUCAUCAUCGGUGAAGUCGAAGCUCUUGUGCACGUAGAAAUGCUCAAGGGCCUCAAGAAGACCGACGAGGGAGCCACCAUCAAGGAGUACGGCCCUGUGUCCGGUCUUCAGGCUGACUACGCUGUCCAGGCCAUCGUCGAGGAGGUCAUCAGCCCUGAUCAGCGUUUCAUCGAGAAGGCUGCUCUACCUAUCGAGGAAGAGUUCCCCGAGAACUCUCGCGCCUUCUAUCUUGGCGAUUAUGCCUACGGUCGUCCUCUACAGGUCAUUGGCCACGCAGACCACAAGGCCACUAUCAUGGUCGCCAGGCUGAAGAAGGCAGAGCCCGACUUCGGUCACCAGAUUGUUGCGCAAGCCGAAAGGUCGACGCCAUAUCUGCCAUCGUACGUUGUGGCUAGGCAGCUGAACAUGCCGCCUCUUGCUUUGUCGAAGUUGACGUCUUCAUUCAACGUCAAUUCCAGUGGUCUUAAGCUGAACCUGGGACUGAACCUGAAAUUCGAGGCGAAGAAGUUGAAGGUGUUGGGAUAUUCGCGUAAGUCAGCCAACGGGUGGGAAUACAGCCAAAGGGCCGUCGCACUGCUUGCCCAGUACAUGAUCAAGUUCCCUGAGUUCUUUGCUGGCAUCAUCAACAACCCGACAGGAGACGGAUGGGAGGAUACCGAUUUCUACCCUCCCGAGAUCGCCAAGCAGAAGGUCAAGGAGAUUGGAGCUUGGCUCAAGGAAGUGCAGACCAAGAGCUUUGAGAAGGUGCCACUUGAUGCGGAGCAGCUCGAUUCGGAGACCGUCAAGAUGAUCGAGCAAGCCGCCGAUGCCAACCUUGCGUUGCUGCAGGACGCGGAGAUGAAGAAGAUUGGCAAAGUACCACGUAGCGCCAUCUUGAAGCCCUCCGACGCGGAGCAACGUCUUGGCCACCAGCAAUUCACCAUUGGCGAUCGUGUCAUCUACGUACAGGAUUCCGGACGAGUCCCAAUCGGAUCAUCGGGAACCAUUGUUGGCAAGACCAGGACCGCACGCAGCCUGUUGUUGGAUGUAGUCUUCGACGCGACCUUCAUGAGCGGAACCUCUCUCAACGACCGCUGCUCCCCCUUCCGAGGAUCCACCGUCCCCUCCACCUCCGUCCUCAACCUUUCUGACAAGCAAGUCGUCUCUUACUCGACCGCCGGCGCCGCUGCUGCCGCCGCCAAGCGCACAAACCAAAACUCAGGCUACACCACACCGCGCCUCGGCGCUCCCGGCGGUCCCCAACUCGUCCCCGCAUCCACCCCCGCGCCCCUCCAGGGCUCCUACCGCGGAGCCUUUGGCGGCGCCCGCGGCGGCCGUGGCGGCGGAAUGGCACCCCGCGUCGGCGCGCCCUCCAAUGGCGCCCCCCAGCACCCCCAAACCAUGCCCAUCCACGGCGGCCCACCGCGCGGCGGACGCGGCGGCUUCGCUCCACGCGGCGGCCAAGCCAACGGCCACGCCAACGGCCACGCCGACCAGCCCAACGGCAACAGCAACGGCAACGGCGCCCCGCGCGGCCGUGGGCGCGGCGGCUUCGCCAAACCGGGCCGCGGCGGCUUCACCAGCGUCGACAACACCGAUCCGGCCGAGGGCAUCGUGCAGACGAACCCCAAUUUCCGCCCGCAGAACUAUUCCAAUGUGCCGCCGCCGGCGGGGUUGGAUGGCGGGCGCGGCAGGGGCCGUGGACGCGGCCGCGGCGGGUUUAGGGGCAGGGGUGCGCCGAGGGGAGGCGCGCCGGCUCCGGCUGCGCAGUAGAGUGGGGUUGUAGGUUUGCAGGUGAUAUGUGGAGCUUAGAACAGUGAAAUGGAAGGGAUGAACCAGAUGCUUGGGUUUGCGGUGAUGUGGUUGUUUGAUGUUGAGUGGGGAUGGAGUGCGCAUGCAGACAUGCUCACGAUAUGAGACUGUAUGGUGCAUCGGAGCGUAA